This is a messenger RNA of Dromiciops gliroides (monito del monte), 7204 nucleotides long. RefSeq names its product diphosphoinositol pentakisphosphate kinase 1 (gene PPIP5K1). Gene Ontology annotation, cellular component: cytosol. Gene Ontology annotation, biological process: inositol metabolic process; inositol phosphate biosynthetic process. Gene Ontology annotation, molecular function: diphosphoinositol pentakisphosphate kinase activity; 5-diphosphoinositol pentakisphosphate 1-kinase activity; inositol hexakisphosphate kinase activity. The record is from RefSeq and is a predicted model, not a curated record. NCBI's taxonomy places the organism in Eukaryota, Metazoa, Chordata, Mammalia, Microbiotheria, Microbiotheriidae.
GUCCCUGUCAGGUGCCCGCUGCCGGCAGGUUCGGCUGCGCCGGCGGAGAGAGGCGGAUCGGGAUGAGUGGGUCUCCUGGUGGGAAUGUGGUCAUUGACGGCCAGUGAGAUUGAGAGUGCCACGCCCCGCUUCUUUGUUGGAGCUGGGGAUGAGGGGCUGGGCACCCAGGGAGCAGGCAUGAGCAUGGAAGAGAGUGAGAGUGAGCUCCUCGAAGAUGAGGAAGAUGAAGUGCCCCUCCGAGCGCAGAUUAUCGUUGGCAUUUGUGCCAUGACCAAGAAGUCCAAGUCCAAACCAAUGACCCAGAUCCUAGAACGACUAUGGCGCUUUGACUACCUAACUGUGAUUAUUCUGGGUGAGGAUGUUAUCCUCAACGAGCCUGUGGAGAACUGGCCACCUUGCCACUGCCUCAUCUCUUUCCACUCCAAAGGCUUCCCGCUGGACAAAGCUGUUGCUUAUGCUAAGCUUCGAAAUCCCUUCCUCAUCAAUGAUCUGACAAUGCAGUAUUAUAUCCAGGACAGGCGGGAAGUAUAUCGAAUCCUGCAAGAGGAGGGUAUUGAUCUGCCUCGAUAUGCUGUGCUUAAUCGUGACCCUGCCCGGCCAGAGGAGUGCAACCUGAUAGAGGGUGAGGACCAGGUGGAGGUGAAUGGAGCUGUGUUUCCCAAACCAUUUGUGGAGAAGCCAGUGAGUGCUGAGGAUCACAACGUCUACAUCUACUAUCCCAGCACAGCUGGUGGGGGGAGCCAGCGCCUCUUUCGUAAGAUUGGCAGCCGAAGCAGUGUCUACUCCCCUGAGAGCAGUGUCCGAAAGACUGGAUCUUACAUCUAUGAGGAAUUCAUGCCCACAGAUGGCACUGAUGUCAAGGUGUAUACAGUGGGGCCUGAUUAUGCCCAUGCUGAAGCCCGAAAGUCUCCAGCAUUAGAUGGAAAGGUGGAAAGGGACAGCGAAGGGAAGGAGAUUCGAUACCCAGUCAUGCUGACUGCCAUGGAGAAACUAGUGGCCAGGAAAGUUUGUGUUGCUUUCAAGCAAACAGUCUGUGGGUUUGACCUUCUCCGUGCCAAUGGUCACUCCUUUGUCUGUGAUGUCAAUGGCUUCAGCUUUGUCAAGAACUCAAUGAAAUACUAUGAUGACUGUGCCAAGAUCUUGGGGAAUACCAUAAUGCGGGAGCUUGCCCCCCAGUUUCAGAUUCCAUGGUCCAUUCCCACAGAGGCUGAAGACAUUCCCAUUGUCCCCACUACAUCUGGUACCAUGAUGGAACUCCGCUGUGUCAUUGCCAUCAUCCGUCAUGGGGAUCGAACUCCCAAACAGAAGAUGAAGAUGGAAGUUACACACCCCAGGUUCUUUGCGCUGUUUGAGAAACAUGGUGGCUACAAAACUGGGAAACUGAAACUGAAAAGGCCAGAGCAGCUGCAGGAGGUGCUGGACAUCACUCGGCUGUUGUUGGGAGAGCUGGAAAAGGAUCCUGGUGGCGAAAUUGAAGAGAAGACAGAAAAGCUGGAACAACUGAAGACUGUGUUGGAGAUGUAUGGUCACUUCUCAGGCAUCAAUAGGAAGGUACAGCUGACUUACUACCCCCAUGGAACCAGGGUCUCUAAUGAGGAGCAAGAUCAACAGCCCGAGACCCAGGCCCCAUCUCUGCUGCUUGUGUUAAAGUGGGGUGGAGAGCUGACGCCUGCUGGCCGGGUCCAGGCUGAGGAGCUGGGACGAGCUUUUCGCUGCAUGUACCCGGGGGGCCAGGGGGACUAUGCUGGCUUCCCUGGUUGUGGGCUUCUACGUCUCCAUAGCACUUACCGCCAUGACCUCAAGAUCUAUGCUUCAGAUGAGGGUCGUGUACAGAUGACGGCUGCAGCCUUUGCCAAGGGAUUACUGGCACUGGAAGGGGAGCUGACACCUAUCCUGGUACAAAUGGUGAAGAGUGCCAACAUGAAUGGGCUUCUGGACAGUGAUGGUGACUCUUUGAGCAGCUGCCAACACCGUGUAAAGGCACGACUACAUCACAUUCUACAACAGGAUACACCCUUUGGCCCUGGAGAUUAUGAGCAGCUGGCCCCUACCGGCAGCCUCUCAUUGCUCAACUCAAUGGCCAUAAUUCAGAAUCCUGUGGAGAUCUGUAACCAGGUAUUUGGCCUGAUUGAGAAUCUCACACACCAGAUCCGGGAACGGAUGCAAGACCCCAAGUCGGCAGACCUGCAGUUGUAUCACAGUGAGACUCUGGAGUUGAUGCUGCAGCGCUGGAGCAAGCUGGAACGUGACUUUCGGCAGAAAAGUGGACGCUUCGAUAUCAGCAAAAUUCCUGACAUUUAUGAUUGUGUCAAGUAUGAUGUGCAGCACAAUGGGAGCCUGGGGCUCCAGGGGACAGCAGAGCUGUUGCGACUCUCCAAGGCACUGGCUGAUGUGGUCAUUCCUCAGGAGUAUGGGAUCAGUCGGGAGGAGAAACUGGAGAUUGCUGUGGGCUUUUGUCUCCCAUUGCUGAGGAAGAUUCAGCUUGAUCUACAGCGAACCCAUGAGGACGAGUCUGUCAACAAGCUGCACCCCCUGUAUUCCAGAGGAGUGCUCUCACCUGGCCGCCAUGUCCGCACGCGUCUCUACUUCACCAGUGAGAGCCACGUCCAUUCCCUGCUCAGCGUCUUCCGUUAUGGAGGGCUGCUCGAUGAAUCUCAGGAUGUGCAGUGGCAGAGGGCUCUGGCUUAUCUCAGCGCCAUCUCAGAACUCAACUACAUGACUCAGAUUGUCAUCAUGCUAUACGAAGACAACACCCAGGAUCCCUCAUCAGAGGAGCGAUUCCAUGUGGAGCUGCACUUCAGCCCUGGAGUGAAAGGUGUUGAAGAAGACGGCAGUGCCCCCACUGGCUGUGGCUUCCGCCCAGCCUCUUCAGAGAAUGAGGAGCUGCAGUCAGACAAGGGCAGUAUGGAAGACCUGUGCCGGAGCAGGGGUCGAGAUGAGCCAGAUCGGGUGUUGCAGACAUCACCCCAGCCUCCUGAGAUCCCUGGUCUCCCAAGAAGAUCACCACUCAUCCGCAACCGUAAAGCUGGCUCUAUGGAGGUGUUGUCUGAGACUUCAUCCUCAAGACCUGCUAGUUACCGUCUAUUCCAGUCUUCACGUCCCCCUACGGAAAUGAAGCAAAGUGGCCUGGGCUCACAGUGCACAGGGCUGUUCAGCACCACAGUGCUGGGUGGCUCAUCAAGUGCCCCGAAUCUCCAGGACUACGCUCGCAGCCAUGGCAAAAAACUCCCACCUGCCAGCCUGAUGCACCGAGAUGAGUUCUUGUCUGUCCCGGCUGUAAAGCGAUUUUCUGUGUCGUUUGCAAAGCAUCCGACUAACGAGCUGCUGGAUGACCAGCACCCUGUGGUCCAGCUGCUGCGCAGUUUCUCCGACUGCCCAGGGGGCUGGCCAAUCUCCCUGGAUGCCACGCUGGCGCAUCACCUGCACCAGUGCUCCUACCACCUUCGCCUCUUCCGGAACUGGCUACGCUCAGGCCAGGAUGAUCCCGAGUGCCUCUACGGAUUUGAAGGUUGUUCCAUGGUGCCCACUAUCUAUCCACUGGAGACUCUGCAUAAUGCCCUCUCCCUUCGCCAAGUGAAUGAAUUUCUGAGUUCAGUCUGCCAACGGCACACAGAUGCCCAAGUAUCUGCAGCUCUGUUUGAUUCCAUGCACAGCAACCAGGCUCCUGGGGGCCCAUUUGCUCCACCCCAGACCCUUCACUCACCCCCUUUGCAGCUCCGGCAGCGCUCUGAGAAGCCCCCAUGGUAUAGCAGUGGUCCCUCCAGCACUGUGUCUAGUGCUGGGCCCUCUUCCCCUACUUCAGUAGAUGGUGGCUCCAAUUUUGGCUUCAGUGACCAUCCAAACCUGAGUUCUCAAGUGAGUGAGGAGCAUCAAAGUCAUGGGCAGUCUCAGGAGAUUCCUGAGGAUGGGGGUGAGAAGACUGCAGAGAUGGGAAAAGGGUCCUCUAAAACCAUCCAGCCAUCUCAGGAAAUGCCUGCAGAGGGUGGCCUGCUGCUGUUCCAGGAAGCCCGUGAAGAGGUAGACCAGGCAUCCCAAGAGGUUCCGGUGAAAGUUGAGCAGCUGACUCAGGCAGCCUCUGAGAUCAACCAGCUAUCUCAGGAGGGCUCUAUCCAGGUUGAUCAGCCCUCUCAAGAGAUAACUGUGAAUGUUGACCCACUUUCAAAGGAAGCCCCUGGAACUGGCCUCAUGUCCCAGAAGGUUCCUGAGGAGGUUGACCACCCAAACCAGGGGGCUAGUGAGGAGGUUGACCAGCCAACCCAAGAGGCUGAUAAGGAGGUUGACCAGUCCACUCAGGAGGUUGAUGAGGAGGUUGACCAGCAAACCCAAGAAAGUAGUAAGGAGGUUGAUCAGCUUUCCCAGGAGGCUCCUGAGAAGGUUGACUUGCUAUCUCAAGCCAUUCUUGAAGAGAUUGUCCAGCCAACCCAGGAGGGUGCUAAGGAGGUUGGUCAGCUAUUGGGAAAGAAUGUUCUUCAAGACCAGCUUGUGUCUAGUGACCCAGACCCUUUAGACCAAUCCCUGACCCUCAGCCAGCAGCCUCCCUUCCCACCAGCACCACAUGACUAAGCACUUUGCCAUUAGUGGUCACAUUGUACCAGUCAUUUAAACCAGCAGCAAUUCUGCUGGCCACCUCGCCUGCCAGUUACAGGCCUUGGCUCCAACCAGAGGGUUCUGAAGAAGCCACCUCUCCCCUGAUGAGGAGGUGUAUCCCAGCAAGAGUUGAGAUGGGGUGGAGCCAACUACUAAGGGUCCCUUAGGUCUGGUUGCCUAAUUAAUGUCUUCAACUCCUCAGAAUAGGUCAGAGGGUUCCAGGUAACUGGGAGUUGAAUGAAAUGUCCUUUUGUUGCUAACGACCAUUGAGGACUAGCACAGAUCAGGGAAGGGAUCCCAAGUGAGGGCCCUGGGUUCUGGCUAAUGCCCUAGCAGAGGGUGAAUAACCUCACAAGGUCCCUUGGGCCCCAUGGGCAUUCAAGAGGUCUACCCAGGUUUAGGAUGGCCAAUCAAAUUGGGAGAGGAAAAGAGGAUUCCAUUCUCCAAUUAACCAUCCUGGGUGGCCAAAGAUAUUGAAAUUGGGCUAAAGAUAUUCCCAUAUUAUCCCCAAGUGCCCCCCUCCUAUCCACCUGGACAACAGCUCUGGCAUAGGAUGGGUAUCAAACUGCUCUAAAGAUUUGAGUAACCACUUAAAGCUGCUUUAGGGGUAUCUUGCCUUCAGGGGACCCUUGGCCAACUGCUGAGGGUAUCUUGGCUCAGUGUGGGGAGGGAAUCUAUAAUGGAGAAAAUCAGGUUUUAUUUUAAGCAAUUAGAAGAGAUCACUAUUGUACAGACAGGAGCAAAGAUUUAAUAUAUAUAUAUAUAUGUGUGUGUGUGUGUGUGUGUGUGUGUGUAUAUAUAUAUUAAAUAUAUAUAUAUAUAUAUUUCUGUAGUGUGGCCAGGGCUGCGCCCACCAGGGACCAAGCACUCCAGGAUCCCUGUGAGGCUUGUCCUUGCUUCUCGGGUCAGGUGUGAUUGUGAAGCUUUUCCCAAAGAUGGUGGGGGGUGGGGGGAGGGAAGGGAGAUACAGUUAUUUGGCUGAAGGCAGGAACAUUGUGAGUGCUCAAUAAAUAUGAAAUAAUGACUGGUUGUGGGUUCUGUGUGAGCAUGAGACCAUGUGUAGUUGGGUGAAUGAUAACUAGUACAAGAUUGAGUGUCAUUGAACAUUUGGAUAGGAAUGUAGUAGGAAGCAAAUGGAGGCCAACUAUUCUAGGAGAUCCCUGUGAACCAGCUGACCUGGUGAAGCCUUGAGGAGUUUGGGAUGUGGGGGUCACAGAAGGCAAGUGUAGCUGUCUGAGUCCAUUUUCUUACAGUUUCUACAGUUUCUUACUAGACUAGUCAUUCAGCUCUAGAUCACCAGGUCUUAGUGCCUUCUUUGCCACUUUUAUAUUAAUUUACUGCUGCUUCUCUCCUAUGACCUGAUAUACCCAUACCCAUCAUAGCUUCAUUGGAUUGGCCUCCCUUCACUAUAAUCCGGAGUGAAUUUUCAUGGGAUCUGAAUCCUAGGAGAUUCUGGGUCUUACAGGAAGUGAGGGGCCCAACAAAUUAGGCCAUAAUCCUAGUUCAUUUUUUUUUUUUUGCGGGGCAAUGGGGGUUAAGUGACUUGCCCAGGGUCACAGAGCUAGUAAGUGUCAAGUGUCUGAGGAUUUGAACUCAGGUAGUGCUUUAUCCACUGCGCCACCUAGCAACCCCUUAAUUCUCCCUCCUGCCUCAUACUACCUUUUUUUUUUAGUGAGGCAAUUAGGGUUAAGUGACUUGCCCAGGGUCACACAGCUAGUAAGUGUUAAGUGUCUGAGGCUGGAUUUGAACUCGGGUACUCCUGAUUCCAGUGCUCUAUCCACUGUGCCAUCUAGCUGCCCCUAUCCUAGUUCAUUUUUAAUGAUCAGUCCCUUCAUUCUUUGGACUCUAAAUCCCUUUAUCAGUAAUCCUCCCCAAGGUGUGUCACUGACUCUUUUUCCCUGCCCAUAAGCUCUUGUUUUCUGUGCUUAAGCUUUUCUACCUGUUCUCAGAAACCAGCCUAGUGAAGUACAGGGACAUCCUAUUCCUCCCCUAACACAUACAUGGUCUUUUGGAGGCUUCUGGCCACUCCCUCCUUUGAAGCUACAGUCCCCUUGGGAGAAGGGGAAGUGGUGGGAGGAGCAGAGAGGGAGAAAGUGGGGUCCACAGAACAAGCAGUAUGGUGAAGUCAACAAGAUCCUGGCCAGCCCAGCGGGUUAACUGCCACAAAGUUGGUUUAUUGUUAAUGUUCGAGGUGGCUCCUUUACAACAGUGGGAAGAUGAGUGUGUGAGGGGCCAGGGGAAGGAAGAUUGGACAGGGAUGAAGAGCAGAGCAGCAAGGUGAGGGAGCAGGGAAAAUAACUUAUUUUGGUUUCUUCCCUUCAGGAUAGGAGCUGAGCCCAUUCAAUUAACUAUGUCAGGGUCUGGGCCUCACAAUCCCGCAGCAGACUGGCAGGGCAACACAUGGACUUUCGGGGGGUGUGAGGGUGGGGCGGCAAGUCCCUUGGUCUAAGGUGCCAUGGUCAGCCUGUUUUGAUCCUGCAGGGAUGAGCUGUGGUUUAGCUCCGCCUCCUCUCCUGCACUCCCCAUCUUCCCCAUCCCACUCUUCUCUGCUAUGGCUUCCACCUCCCAGCUCUGAUUUCGGAGAACUCUGGGCUAGGGAGGAAGUAGGGAUCCCCAU